GUCAGUCGGCUCAAGCAGUCGGCCAGCGCCUGCGGAUUGGGCAACCCGGAAGGUCACCGCUAGUGGAACCCGAGUUAGAUAGAGUGAAAACUGUAUGAUUGAAAAGAGACAGAGAAUAACGGUCAAAGAAGUUGACUAAUCGUGAAAAAAAAUCUUCAUGAAUUAAUUGGCCACCGUGGUGUCAGGCCGGUCAGGUCGGGCUGUGUUCUGUGGUUGUCUGAAUGGCCACUUGAUUGCAGGAUGGGAAAGUGUUGCUAGUCAGUGGUGACAGCGUUCCGGAAGAGUGCGCGAAAAUCCCUCUGGGCGUAUUGUGCGUGUGGUUUCUCGCGCCGAUCGAUCGAUUGCGUUCAUUGCUGCAAGACUUGCGUGUGUGGCGAAGAACAUCGCAGACCGUCUCAAGAGAAGGCAGAUGGAAAGGAACUGAACACUGGGUGCAGUACAGCUAGUGUAGUCGAUUGUCCCUUUGGAUUGGCGAGACGCACCGUCGGUGCAGUUGUUGCAGUUUCGCCCUUACGCAUAGAGUAUUUCCAUUGCAGCUGUUGACUAGCGUCUUCGAUCUCGAUUGUACUCGAUUUCCCAGACGUUUAUCGUUGUUUUUUUUGUUUUCAUCUGCCUCUUUUGCCAACGCCACUGCACUGAAUUUUCGUUUAUCGCGGCUCGCAAAGAUUAGUUGCCCAAACGCAUCGGACCAUUGUGCAUCGUUCAGAGGAAGAGAGAAUUUGCAAUUUUGUAGUGUGGCUUGAAAUUUAACCAGAGACUCGUUUACUCCCAACUUGAACAAAAUGUCGGAUACAAUGUCGGAAACUGCCGAAAGUGUUGGAAACGGCAAGGAGCUCAGCAAAGACCAGUUGAAAGUGCUGCGGGAUGCAUUCAAUGCAUUCGACAAGGAGAAAACAGGCAGCAUUUCGACGGACGUUGUGGGCACCAUCCUUGAGCUGCUCGGCCACAAGUUGACGGAGGAGGAACUGGAGGAAGUGAUCGAGGAGUACGACGAAGAUGAGUCCGGCCAGCUGGAAUUUGAUGAGUUCGUGGCACUUGCCUCGAACUACGUAGAACCAGAGGAGGACUAUGACGCGCUGCGAAAGGAGUUGCGAGAAGUUUUCAUGAUGUACGACAAGGAUGCGAAAGGAUACUUGCCCGUGGAAGAGUUCAAGGCCAUUCUUCGCGAGCUGGAUGGUGCCGUACCGGAAGAGGAACUGGAUGACAUCGUUGACGAAAUCGAUGCCGAUGGUUCCGGUACGGUGGACUUUGAAGAAUUCAUGGAAGUCAUGACAGCUGACUACUAUGGGUAAUGGCAGAAGCUACGAUUUGCGCACGUGAGACUGAGAUCCGCCGUCACCACCACCAGCAAGCCAAACCACCAUGGGACCUUUCGUGUUCCACUAACCAUUAAGGGGACAGCGGGAGGAUCCUUGCCGUCUGUAGUACCUGCACGAGUGUACGAACGUUGGUGAGCGGCUGCAAAGACGCUUCUAGUGGAGAACUGUAGCCGGUACUAGUUAGCAAGACGACGAAGAAGAAGCCCUAGCCCCGGGCAUAGAAGUAGAAAGAGAGAGUAUAGACUUUGGAAUGGUUCCCGUUUUCCAGCUUUAUGCUUUUUCAUUUUUUGUCCCACGCUGUUUAGUAGACGAGAACCCAGCCUCGGUGUUUCACAUAUUCACUCGGAACUGCAUGCAUAAAUAUUCAUUCAGCAACCUGCACCGCCAGGCUGCAAGCGCCUUUGGGAGCAUCGGGCUCAUAACACAUA
Molecule: messenger RNA, 1747 nt
Organism: Anopheles cruzii
Lineage: Eukaryota; Metazoa; Arthropoda; Insecta; Diptera; Culicidae
Product: troponin C, isoallergen Bla g 6.0101-like
Exons: 6
Coding region: 783-1292 (169 amino acids)
Molecular function (GO): calcium ion binding; enzyme regulator activity
Source: RefSeq, a predicted model, not a curated record